Chaetomium fimeti is the source of this 3267-nucleotide messenger RNA. RefSeq lists its product as uncharacterized. The coding region runs from base 1 to 3267 and encodes 1088 amino acids. The record is from RefSeq and is a predicted model, not a curated record. Gene Ontology annotation, molecular function: protein-containing complex binding; protein binding. NCBI's taxonomy places the organism in Eukaryota, Fungi, Ascomycota, Sordariomycetes, Sordariales, Chaetomiaceae. The transcript is spliced from 6 exons.
AUGCGACGCAGUCGAACGCCCCCAGCGGCAUCGCCCUACCGCGCCCUCGCCCACCAUCACGCACAAUAUGGCGCCGGGGCCCAGACAGGACAGCAGGCGCGUGACUCCGUGUCAUCUGUCCUCCGGUCCUUCAACGUCGAGACAAACCCGACACGACCUAUGCGCCCAUCCCCCUUGACGGCCUCGACCAUCUCGGACAUGCCCCUCGACUUGGUCGACCGCAUCCGAUCAUUCCCGCUCUUCAUGUCCGCCCCGGACGAUUUCCUCGCCGCAAUUGGCGCUCACCUGCGCCCUCAGAUCCAUUCUGCACACGACCACAUACUUACCGAGGGAGAUGACGCAAAAGCGAUGUACUGGCUGGUCCGCGGCGUCGUUGCUGUCACGUCUCGCGACGGGGAGGCGGUUUAUGCGGAGCUCAAACCUGGCGCCUUUUUCGGCGAGAUCGGUGUGCUUAUGGAUAUGCCGAGGACGGCAACCAUUAUUGCGAGGACCAAAUGUUUGUUGGUCGUGCUAAAGAAGGAGGACUUGCAGGCCGAGCUACCCAACUUCCCCAAGAUGGAGCGGACAAUCAGACAAGAAGCGCAGGAGAGGUUAGCCAUUCUCAAAAAAAAGCGGCAAGAGGGAGGGCAGACUGGCAAACUUCCAGAUACCAGCGCCGCGAAUCUUGCGCGGGAGGCGGCGCCUGGCGAAGUCAGCACGGGAGAUGUGGGAGUCAUCAAGGAGGGAGGGGUGGUGAACACCAAAAAACGCAAGUCACCAAGCCCGGGGGUGGUUGAAGACCCGGCAAUCGGCGGUAGUGCACUCGGGAGUGGCUACGUCAACGUCCGCAAAACGCUCAAGGAGCUUCCCCUAUUCGCGACCCUCCCGGUCGACAUUUUGCAUUUCCUCGGGCUCAGCGCCCAGCCCAAAUCCUACCCGCCGUUUACCGACAUUAUUCGGCAGGGCGCCCCCGGUAACGACAUCUUCUUUAUUGUCCGCGGCGAGGCGGAGGUGGUGCAAGAACCGCAGAGCCCCACGCUCAGGCGGACAACGAGAGCAACCUACUCGCGCCCGAGGUUGAAGCAGGGGCAGUAUUUCGGGGAGGUGGCGAGCCUGGGUCUCUCUCAGUGGAGAACGGCGACAGUGCGGGCUGUUUCUGAUGUCGAAUGUCUCAUAAUCCCCGGCGAGGUAGUCGACGAACUGUGGAGAAGGUGUCCGCCCGAGGUCAAGUCCCAGGUGGAGGAGACCGCCAGGGAGCGUUUCCAGCCAGAAGACGUGGAGAUGAAGGAUGUAGAAGCAAACGGGAACCAAACAAGAGCGGUGGAACAAGCGGCCCCCACGGUUACGUUCAGCAUCCCGGCGAAACCGGUCUCGCCACCCCUAGAGGAGGAAGACACUCGGCGGCCGUCCGACCCCGACCCGUAUUUGAGUGUCGACAUGGAGAACCUUCGGAAUAGGCGCCGCAAUUCUCUCGCUCCGCCGACUCCGCAGACGGAUUGCAGUGUCAUCGUGGGCGGGAUCAAGGUGCCACCGGUCACACCCGCCCCGCCUCUGCUAUCCCCCAUAUCGCUCGACGACUCUCCCCUACCCGCCAAACGCGCACGCAUCUUUCCGCAGGUCGAGGGGGCCAAAGGAAAGGAAACUGGCACAUUCCCCGACAUCGUUUGGAUCGUCAUCUUCAACCACCUCGAUCUACUCGAAAUGAUCCGCCUCAGGAGCGUCUGCAAGAAGUGGCGCCAGAUGCUGACGACCAGCCCCGAGCUUUGCACGCGCGUCGACCUCGGCCGGAUCAACCGUCAGGUCGAUGACUGGUCCCUGACCAACAUCCUCGCCCCGUUCAUCGGCACGCGCGCGAUCGAGAUGGACAUCAGCAACUGCUUCCACAUCACGGACCAGGGGUUUCAGGCGCUGUGGAAGUCCUGCGGCAAGAACAUCAAGAUUUGGCGUAUGCGCAGCGUCUGGGACGUGUCAGCCUCCCAGAUCCUCGAGAUGAGCGAGUGCGCCAAGGGCCUCGAGGAGAUCGACUGGAGCAACUGCCGCAAAGUCGGCGACAACCUGCUCGCGAGGGUAGUCGGCUGGGUCGUGCCCAACCCGCCCCCCUCCCGCGACGGCGGCGCCAACAAAAACGUCGUCAUCGCCCCGUCCGGCGCCAAACCCCGCCGCGGCCAGCGCACCCAACCGGGCCCGCCCGCCGCCCAACCGACGCCACCUCCCCCGGGCACCGUCAUCGGCUGCCCGCAACUCCGCCGCCUCAACCUCUCCUACUGCAAGCACGUCACCGACCGCUCCAUGGCCCACCUCGCGGCGCACGCCUCCUCCCGACUCCAAUCCCUCAGCCUAACCCGCUGCACGUCGGUCACAGACGCCGGGUUCCAGGCCUGGGCGCCCUAUCGCUUCGCCCGCCUCACCCACCUCUGCCUCGCCGACUGCACCUACCUGUCGGACAACAGCGUCGUCGCCCUCGUCGGCGCCGCCAAGGCGCUCACCCACCUCGACCUGUCCUUCUGCUGCGCGCUGUCGGACACGGCGACCGAGGUCGUUGCGCUGGGCUUGCCCGCGCUGAGGGAGCUGCGCAUGGCGUUUUGUGGGAGCGCCAAUGUGCUGGAGGGGUGCUCGCGGCUGGAGUGGGUGGAUGUGAGCCAGUGUAAGAACUUGGGGGGGUGGUUGGUGGGUGGCGGGGUGUCUCGGUGGGGGUUUGAUGAGCGGCGCGGGGAGGGCGGGAAGGAGGGGGAGUGGGUUAUUGAGCCUGGUCCUGGUGGUGGUGGUGGGGGACCGAUCACCGCGCGGGCGGCGCUGGUGCAGGCGCAGGGCGGGAAGAUUGGGCUUGGGGGGGUUGGUGGCGGUCUGCAGAAGAUGAUUGCGGGCGGGAUGAGGCCGCUGGGGCCGGGCCCUGUGCUGCGGCCGGUCAUACCCCCUAAGGGGGCGCCUGCGAGGAAGGCGAGGAAGCCGGUGAGAAUGGAUGCCUCCGUCGUAGACCCGGAUGCCGCACGCUCUUCGGAGACCCAAGAUGACGACCCUUCACUACGCAAUAUACAAUUGGGAGUGCCGCCAGAUGACGCCAUUGAUGCUCCAGUUCCAGAGGUCCAAGCUACGACAGGGGGGCGUUUCAACGACUUUGACAUAAGUGGUAUUACCCAUGUCGUGAUACAGCGGGAGUUCAUCGCUUACACGACGUCUAUGUGGACGGCUGCUGUCGAAGCAGGGGAAGCGGCGGGGGUGACGGCGCCUCCGAAUCCGCUUAGUGCCAUCGAGGAGCUUUAUGACCAAGUCCCCAAGGAAGAGGAGUGA